AUGUCACUAUUACAAAUGUUUGCAGCAGUAAACGCCCUAAAUCGAGAUGAGCUGAUCAGAUAUUUGCAGUAUCAGCAAGAAACAAGAAAUACAUUUGAUUCCAGAAUCGAUCAAAGUUCUCAACCAAUUGGAUGGAUUGAUGGAGAACCGAUCUGGCCUCGAAUACUAGAAAAAGUUCCAAAAACACGGUUGUUUUACGACGAAAACAACGCUGGACUUGUUCAAAACAAUAUCACUCCUGUAGAUGUCAUCAAAAGAAUGGAUCGCCAAGAAAACUAUGAUAGAGUGAUAAAAUUUUUAGAUCGACUUACAAUUUAA
This is a messenger RNA of Enterobius vermicularis (human pinworm), 318 nucleotides long. The record is from the annotation of a GenBank genome assembly. NCBI's taxonomy places the organism in Eukaryota, Metazoa, Nematoda, Chromadorea, Rhabditida, Oxyuridae.